AUGCUUCAAAGCCUUGUUAAAGAUGUUUGGGUCCCCAUGAAGCCCUACUAUACCCAGGUUUACCAGGAGAUUUGGGUAGGAAUGGGGUUGAUGGGUUUCAUUGUUUAUAAAAUCAGGAGUGCUGUUAAAAGAAGUAAAGCUUUGAAAGCUUCAAGUCCUGCACCUGCUCAUGGUCAUCAGAAACCAGCUUUACAUGGGAAUACACAUCAAUGGAAUGUCAGUUUGGCUGUAAAUUUCAGUAAGCUCUGUUAA
Messenger RNA from Zalophus californianus (California sea lion), 252 nucleotides. Its product is annotated as ATP synthase subunit ATP5MPL, mitochondrial-like. NCBI's taxonomy places the organism in Eukaryota, Metazoa, Chordata, Mammalia, Carnivora, Otariidae. The transcript has a single exon. Gene Ontology annotation, cellular component: mitochondrion. The coding region runs from base 1 to 252 and encodes 83 amino acids. The record is from RefSeq and is a predicted model, not a curated record.